Larimichthys crocea (large yellow croaker) is the source of this 6559-nucleotide messenger RNA. RefSeq names its product YLP motif containing 1 (gene ylpm1). The record is from RefSeq and is a predicted model, not a curated record. Gene Ontology annotation, cellular component: nucleus. Gene Ontology annotation, biological process: regulation of telomere maintenance. NCBI's taxonomy places the organism in Eukaryota, Metazoa, Chordata, Actinopteri, Sciaenidae. The transcript has 22 exons. The coding region runs from base 350 to 6349 and encodes 1999 amino acids.
UGAGCGCAACCGGAAGCGGUAACCGCUGACCACGUGACGUGUUUCCGUCAUCAGUGUGUGUGUCUCGCACUGUAGCAACAGUCUCUCAGUGACUGUUUCUGAACGUUAUUGUAACAUAUUUCCCCACGGAUAAACACACACACAUUUAUUUCACUGCCUGCCAGCUGUUUUCGCCACAUGUGUGUUCUCCGUAGUCUCAGUCUAGCGCGGCCUGGACUGGCCGGGAGAUGAAGCAGUAGGCCCGGCUAUCGAUCAUCAGGUAGGUCAGUGUUAGCGGUUAGCUUCGUUAGCCUCUCCGGCUGUAUGUGAGCACAAAGGCCGUGCACACGGCCUCGGCUUUUUUUUAACAAUGUACCCCUCCUGGGGAAACUUUGGUGGACCCCAGCCGCAAAACUAUGGAGGGUCUGGUCCCCGUAAGCCUGGUGGCGCCCACGCCGGCCAGGCGGCGGGGUUCGGCGGAUUCGAGGCCCCGUCCAGCGGCUCGCUGUUCUCCAGCCUCCAGGAGCAACACCUCCAACAGAUGCAGCAGCUGCAGAUGCUGCACCAGAAGCAGCUCCAGUCUGUGUUACACCACGGCAACACUGCCAACGCGUACGGUGCCGGACACUCGGGUGUGCACUCGGGGACACCGUGGCAUCCGGAGGGACCGGGACAUUCAGAAAGCGGAGUUCAGUCGUACUAUAAUCAAGAGGAGACUCCCGGACAACCGACGAGAGGUCCCCCUCCUCAGCAGGGUCACCCAUCACAUCCUCCUCCGCCUCCACCGCAACCGAAACCCAACGACUCCCAGCCGGUGCCUCCCCCUCCGGAGCCCCCGUCAUUAAAGCCCCUGGAGAACAAUGCUGCCCCCAAACAAGAGGCCAACAAGAAACAGCUGUCCACGACAGAAAACGACACAUCCCUACCUUUGCAGGAGCAACAGCAACUUUGGUACAAACAACAUCUUCAAAACCUACAGAAGUUAAAGCAAGAGCGAGCCAAACAGAAUCAGAAAGAGGGCGAUGGUCCCCUGCCGCCAACAGCUGUGGGCCAGUCAGUUCCUCCUCCUCCUCCUCCAUCAGACCCACCGAAAGGCAUACCUCCUCCACCCCCUCCAAAAGAGGAACCCCCAGCACCACCUCCACCUCCUGAGGACGCAAGGCCUGAGAUCCCGCAAGACCCAGAGGAGGCUGUCCGCCUCCAACAGCUACAGGCUGCAGCAGCGCAGUGGCAACAGGUGCAGCAGCAGAGAGCAGGCUUACAAUACCAGGCUCUCAUGCAGCACCAUGAGAAACUUCAGCAGAUCCUGGAACAAUACCAACAAUUGAUUCAGCAACCUACAAACCUACAGUCAAUGUCUCCUGAAAUGCAGCUGAGGCACUAUGAAAUGCAACAGCAGCAGUUCAUGCCUUUAUUCCAAGACUGGGAUCGCUCCUUCGCCCUGUGGCGUGAGCAGUUCCAGACCUAUCCCCACAAAGACCAGCUGCAAGACUAUGAACACCAGUGGAAGCAGUGGCAGGAGCAGAUGAACGCCACCAAUGCCCACCUUCAAGAAAGAGUGGCCACUCUUACUGCCAUGGUGCCAUUUGCCUCAAGCCAGUAUAGUAGUGGGAUGGUGGGACAGUAUGGCCACUACCCUGGACAAGACAUACAAAUCCAGCAGCAAUCAGUAAAACCGGGUAUUCAGCCCUCACCUGUUGCUGUUGGUCCCAGAUCUCAAGGUCCAAGGCCCACUGGCUUUGGACCACAUUCAGAACCACCUGCUGGUCCCCCUGCGAGAGGCAGUGGCCCUGCUGGCAUAGUCAGACCCCCAGUUCCCCCCUCCGUUCAGCCACCAAGCUUCAACGGCAUUAGAGGUCCACGUGGAAACAACCCUAGAUUUGACCAACCACAGCAGCGCUUUGAUGGUCCCCCGAGGUUUGACCAACCACAGCAACGCUUUGAUGGUCCCCCGAGAUUUGACCAACCACAGCAACGCUUUGAUGGUCCCCCAAAGUUUGACCAACCACAGCAACGCUUUGAUGGCCCCCCUCGAUUUGAGAAACCACAGCAGCGCUUUGAUGGGCCCCCUCGGUUUGACCAACCACGACAUCGUUUUGAUGGUCCACCCAGGUUUGACCAACCACGGCAGCGCUUUGAUGGUCCACUCAGAUUUGAUCAACCUCGAUUUGGGCAGCCGCCUAGGUUUGAACAGCCUCCAAGGCACCCUGGCCCCCCUGGCCCCCCUCCUCGUUUUGAACGCCCACCUGUGCCCCAGCAAAUGCAACAGCAAGGUCUCCAACUUAAGGCCGAACCAGCCACUAAACAGCCUGACAGUAUGGAUUCUAAGACUCCAGGAAAAACAGCUGUGCAGUCUGAAAAAGAAAAAAGUGACUCAAAACCAGAUAAGGCCAAUGCUGAUGACAUGACAGAUGACAACUUGCUUGGAACUGAGGGCUUUUUUGUCCAAAAUGACCCCAUUCCACAGACAAUAAAAACAAACACGACUGAAGAACCUGAUGACACUAAUGUGUCAAACAAUAAAGAAAAACCCAAACCUGCUGACAGCAAGCCUAAUGUAACUGCUCCAUCUACUGUAGCAUCAAAAAAUACUACUACACAAAAUCCUGUCAAACCAGAUGAACCAUUGACAAACAACAAGCCCCCACAGGUUACAAAGCCCCCUGGAAUCCAACAGGACCCACAAGCCUCUGGCCAAGUGCAGUCAAGACCAGAUCCUCCAAGGCCUUCCCCAGGUAGGGGACGAGGCCAACCCCCAGGGCCUGUUCAAGUGCAUGGACGAGGACGUGGGCAGAGGGGACCAAACACUUUACCGCCUGGGGAGAAGAUGGGAGAAAUGUCUUAUGACUACUUGCCUGAAGAGGAUAUGGGAAUGCCAGAACAGCAGGAAGAAUAUCACUGGCAGGAUCCUUCAUACGAGGAGUAUGGUGGUGGGGAAUCUGAGGUGCCCCCUGAAGAAAUGUGGAUGCCAGAGGAACAUCACUUCCAAACAGAGGAUGAUUAUUAUGAAGAGUCAAUGGGAGGACCCCCUAUGGGAAGAGGAGGGCACCCAAUGAUGAGAGGAGGGCACCCGAUGGGCAGAGGUGGUCCUCCCAUGGGAAGAGGAGGUAUGCCUAUGGGUAGAGGGGGACCACCUUUGGGUAGAGGGGGACCACCAAUGGUUAGAGGAGGUCCCCCUAUGGGAAGAGGAGGUCCCCCUAUGGGAAGAGGAGGCCCUCCUAUGGCAAGAGGAGGUCCCCCUAUGGGAAGAGGAGGUCCACCUAUGGGAAGAGGGGGACCGCCAAUGGGCAGAGGAGGUCCACCCCCCAUGGGAAGAGGAGGACCACACCCUAUGGGAAGAGGAGGACCACCUCCCAUGGGAAGAGGAGAACCAAUGGACAGACACUGGGAAGAAGUUGAGUCAGCAGAGUACUCAGAGGAAGGGGACCCUUACUGGGGAGAAAGGAGACCUCCAAUGAGAGGCAUGAGACCCCCAUUUCCACCUGGCCGUGGUCGUCCCCCACGUGGUCAUCCUGCUUUCAUGCACCAAGGACGUGGACGUCCCCCACACCCAGGGCAUGGGCCAAUGGAUCAUGAGCCAUUAGGUCAUGAAAUAGACACUGAUGAUACUGAAAUAGAUCCAGCAAGGCACCCCAUGUACCAUGGACAUGACAUUCAUAGCCAUCCUGAUGUCGGAAGGGGCAGGCGUCGCGUGCCACCACCACCACCUCACGAAAUAAUGGAUCCCAUGGAGGAACCAUUGUAUGAUGAAGGAAGGGAGAGAGAACUGGGGUGGCAGCCACCACAUGGCAGAGGUCCUCCUCUGCCUCCACAUGAAAACAUGGAUGCGGGGGGAAUGAGAAGAAGACCUAUGGGUCGAGGAAUGGCUAGAGGCAUGUGGCGACCAGGUCCAACACAUGAGGAAUACGAAGAGGGAUAUAGCGAGGGUUAUGUUGAGGAUUAUGGUCAUGGGGAAGAUGGGUACCGCUGGCGGCCACCGCAGGAAUAUCCCCCUGAUGACUAUCGGCAUGAGGCCAAAUACUAUGAGUCUGAAUGGGACAGGGACAGAGAGCAUGCUCCUCCUGAGAGGGACUAUCCCCCCCGCAUGCCACCACCAGAGCCCUACAGAGAUCGCCAUUGGCUAGAAGAAAGAGAAAGAGAAGGAGAAAGAGGUCACCCAUAUCCAUAUGAUGAGCAUGACAGGGGUAGAGGAGAACUUAGAAUCCGUGAAUACAGGAAUGAGCCCCCGUACCGACAGGAAGAGUCACCAUAUCCACCACCACCACCCUCAUCAGAAUGGGAUAGGCCUUCAAGACUUCCUCCACUACCGGAGAGAGGGUAUCCUGCAGACUACGAGGAUCGCAGAGGUCGCUAUGAAGAGCACAAGGAUGAGCCCCCUAUGGAUAGACCUCCACCUUUACCUUCUGUUGCACCUGUCACAAACUUACCAGAGAGCUCAGUUGAUCCAGCACCACAAGGUGGGGCAAAUCUACUUGCCCUCUCCCAACGUCAGCAUGAGAUCAUCUUGAAAGCUGCUCAAGAGCUUAAACUUAUAAGGGAAUUACAGGAGGGGAAAACACCUGCUACUGAACCGCAGCCUCCACCUACUGACAUCCUGCCUGAACUUCCUGCUGGUCUUCUUGGUUUGGAGAUCCCACCAGAAGUCAGGAAUGUUCUGAAGGGCAUGAAUGCAGCUGCACAGACAACUGUACCUGAGUCUGUGUCUUGGGAUACCAAGCCUUCUACCACAGAUUACCAGUCAUCGCUUUCCGCUAUACCCACCUCUACAGUGAUUCCAAAGACUGUGGAUUAUGGACAUGGGCAUGAGCCUGGAGCCACAGUUGAGCGGAUCUCUUAUGGGGAGAGAAUAAUUUUGAGGCCUGAUCCAAUGCCAUCAGACAGGGGCUAUGAAAAAGAACCGCUUGGUCCCAGAGAUCCUUACAGCAGAGACCCAUAUUAUGAAAGACGAUUGGACCCUUACAUGGACCGUCGGGAGUACAGUAGAGAGAGGGAAUUAUACAGAGAAAAGCUUCCACCUGAAUACGAACGAGAAAGAUUCGAAAGGGAGCGCUAUCCCCCAAGAGAGAGGGAUGAGAGCACACAGUCCAUGGUUGAAGAAAGAUCUCCACUGGCACCUCAUUUACGCUCAGGAUACAGGGACAGAGACCGAGAUCUUCGAGAGAAGGAGCGAAGCGGCAGUCGUGAUCGAGAUGAACAUUAUGGAAGGCCAGGCUAUGAUAGACCUCCAUACGAGCGCACUGGACUCGACCGCAGUGGGCCUGAGCGUUACGGCCACAGCUCCUCACCUUACGUGGAGAGAAGAAGUUAUCCAGAUGACAGAGGGCCUCCCACGGCACCACCCCUCCCACCUCCACCUCAGCCACCCCCACGAGUCGAGAGGAAGCCUGAAAUCAAGAAUAUCGACGAUAUCCUCAAACCACCUGGCAGAUUAUCUCGGCCUGAAAGGAUUGUCAUCAUAAUGAGAGGGUUACCAGGAAGUGGAAAAAGCCAUGUUGCAAAGCUCAUACGGGAUAAGGAAGUCGACUGUGGCGGUGCACCCCCAAGAGUUCUUGUGUUGGACGACUAUUUCAUGACGGAGGUUGAGAAAGUUGAGAAAGAUCCAGACACAGGGAAAAGGGUCAAAACCAAGGUUCUCGAGUACGAGUAUGAGCCAGAGAUGGAGGAUACCUACCGGAGCAGCAUGCUUAAAACAUUUAAGAAAACUCUGGACGAUGGCUUUUUCCCCUUCAUCAUUUUAGACACCGUUAAUGACAGAGUUAAACAUUUUGAUCAGUUCUGGAGUGCAGCCAAAACAAAAGGUUUUGAGGUGUACCUGGCUGAAAUCACUGCAGACACCCAGACCUGUGCAAAGAGAAAUGUCCAUGGACGUACGCUUAAGGAUAUAAUGAAGAUGUCCAACAACUGGGAACCUUCGCCACGUCAUAUGGUGCGCUUGGAUGUGCGGUCCCUGCUUCAGGAUGCUGCUAUAGAGGAGGUUGAAAUGGAAGAUUUCAAUCCCGAUGAUGAGCCCAAGGAACCCAAGAGGGAGGAGGAAGAAGAGGGUGAUCUGGGCUACAUUCCAAAAAGCAAAUGGGAGAUGGACACGUCUGAGGCAAAACUCGACAAGUUGGACGGUCUGGGGAGCAGUGGGAAGAGGAAACGUGAGGACAUGGCAGACCUGGAUGACUACCUUCAGCUGCCAGACGACUAUGCCACACGCAUGUCUCAACCAGGAAAGAAAAGGGUCCGAUGGGCUGAUCUUGAAGAGCAGAAGGACGCAGAUCGAAAGCGCGCUAUCGGCUUUGUCGUGGGUCAAACCGACUGGGAGAGAAUAACAGAUGAGAGCGGCCAACUGGCACAAAAAGCUCUCAACCGCACCAAGUAUUUCUAAGAAGAUAAUCUUAUGUUCCUUUUUCCCUUCAUUGAAAGGUGUCCUGAAUGUGAAAACACUGAAGCUUACGUGAGACUCAUCGAGGUGACAUCAUCAAUAGUUAUCAAAUUCUUAGUUACUGGAUCAGGAUACAGUAAAGAUUUUUCUUUUUUCUAUUUUUUAAACAGGCACUCACCAUUAAAUAUGUAGUUUAUGACUCUGUGCUUCUUU